UGAAACCGUGCAACUAAAAUCGGUGGUGUUACGAAGAGCAUGGACGAUGGGAGGAUCGACAGGCCUAAGAGAGUUACUGACAACUAAUGACGAAUAGAAAAUGGCUAGUCAGCAAGCAGAAACGGACUUGCAAGGUCAGUUAUUCGACAGUUAUCACGAGGUUUAUACGUGCUGAAGUGCAAAAUGGACAGCAGUGGAGUUGUGGGGCCGACGACGGGUUUAGUAAAGCCAGCUUCAUCACUCACUCGUCCGUCUUAACAAUCCCGCCGCAGUGGGGGUGGUGUGUACAUCUGCGUGUUUUGUGAGAACCAAGAUGUCUGACAACAGUUCUGACUCAACAGUGGCUAGCAAUUUGGUGACAUCCUGGAAGAAGGACAAAGUGUGCCUGGUAUGUGGUGACAAAGCUUUGGGGUACAACUUUAAUGCAGUCUCCUGCGAGUCCUGUAAGGCUUUCUUCAGAAGGAAUGCCCACAAGACGAUUAGAGGCAGAUGUCAAGGUCACUGUGAAGUCACUGUAGAAUCAAGGUCAUUCUGCAAGCGCUGUCGUCAACAAAAAUGUUUUGCUGUUGGAAUGCGCAAGGACAUGAUUUUAAAUGCUGAGCAGAAGAGAACACGCAAACAAAAAAUCAUCCAGAAUCGGAGGCGGCGGAAUGGUGAGUUUGUGGAUGAUAGUGCCUUAGAGGAGGAUGAGGGUCAGUCCACUGGGCAGCCCACUGACCCUGGCCUUAGUGGGGAGUCCAGCCCCUCAAGCUCCUCCACAGAACCACCAGCCAAGGUAGCCAUUGUUAGAUUGAUGACCCAAACCAAUUCUGAUAUCGUAAGAGUUUCUCAGGAGGCCAUGGCUAAACUAGAACCCAAACACCAAACUCUGAUGGAAGAGCUGGAGAGAGCCCAUGAGCUGGCUCUGCAAAUCCCAGUGAAAACUGCACAGAAACCUAACCCAUCUUCGGCGACUCAGUUCUUCAAUCUUGCUGAAGGCUCCGUGUUGAGAAUGGUGAAAUUAGCCAAGGGUAUCACAGCAUUCACUUGUUUGUCUAAAGAUGACCAGAUCGCCUUGCUGAAAGGGGCUGUCACGGAGAUCAUGAUGAUCAGAUCAGCCAUGUACUUUGACACCCGAAAUAAUAACUGGAAUGUGACGACCAACCCCUCAACCAGUGCUCUGGACAAUAGCACUAGUCAAUCACCCACCACCUCAGGGGCAGCAGCUACUCGCUUUCUGGAUAGUGGAUCGUUGAAUGAGUUUGGAGAAGACACGAAAAACAUGCUGAAAGAGUACAAAAAGUUUGUAUCCUCUUUGCUGACACUAUGCCAAGGAGAUGUGAGCAUUCUCAAGCUGAUUACAGCGUUAGCACUCUUUGCUAGCGACCGUCCUGGACUGCUGCAGCGGGAAAGUGUUCAAAAGACUCAAGAGAUGUAUGCAGACUUACUUGAAUCUUACAUAAAGGUGCGAUUUCCAGAGGACCACACGUUAUUCCCUCAUUUAGUUUUGAAACUGACAGAUAUAAGGAACAUUAAUGAAAUCCAUUCCAAAAUGCUGGCCAAAAUGAAUUUAGUGGAGGUUGAGCCACUUCUGACAGAGGUGUUUGGUUUAGGUCAUGAUUAGUACCUUUAGGCUGCAGGAAUGACCUCAUACAGUGUUUCAUUGUUUAAGGCUUCCUCAUCCUCAAGUAUCAUCCUCAUCCUCAAGUAUCCCCAUGCUAUUUUGCAUGCUUCAGUGUCCCUGUGCCAUCGGCGCACCUCAUCCUUCAUUGUCCCCAUGCAGUUAGCAUUUCUCAUCCUCCAUUGUCCUCAUCUAAUCAGCAUUCCUCAUCCUCCAGUAUCCUCAUCCAAUUAGAAUUUCUCAUCCUCCGGUGUUCUCAUGCCAUCAGCAUUCCGCAAGCUUCAUUAUCCCCUUGCCAUCUGCAUUACUCCUCUUUGGGUUUCCCUAUGCCAUCAACAUUCCACAUCUUCAGUGCCCCCAUGCCUUCAGCAUCCCUCAUCCUUCAGUGUCCUCAUGCCAUCAGCUUUCCUCAUCCUGCAGUGCCCCUAUCUCAUCAACAUUCUGUAUGCUCCUGUAUGCCCCAUGCCAUCAGCAUCCCUCAUCCUUCAGUGUCUCCGUGCCAUCAGCAUGCAUCAUUUUUCAGUGUCCCUAUACCAUCAGCAUUCUGCAUGUUUCAAUGUCCCCAUGCCAUCAGCAUUCAGCAUGCUUCAGUGUCUCCAUGCCUUCAGCAUGCAUCAUCCUUCAGUGUCCCUAUACCAUCAGCAUUCAGCAUGUUUCAGUGUCCCCAUGCCAUCAGCAUUCAGCAUGCUUCAGUGUCUCCAUGCCUUCAGCAUUCGGCAUGUUUCAAUGUCCCCAUGCCAUCAGCAUCCCUCAUCCUUCAGUGUCUCCAUGCCUUCAGCAUGCAUCAUCCUUCAGUGUACCUAUACCAUCAGCAUUCAGCAUGUUUCAAUGUCCCCAUGCCAUCAGCAUUCUGCAUGUUUCAAUG
Messenger RNA from Liolophura sinensis, 2465 nucleotides. Its product is annotated as nuclear hormone receptor HR96-like. NCBI's taxonomy places the organism in Eukaryota, Metazoa, Mollusca, Polyplacophora, Chitonida, Chitonidae. Bases 314 to 1603 code for a protein of 429 amino acids. The transcript has 4 exons. Gene Ontology annotation, molecular function: zinc ion binding; nuclear receptor activity; RNA polymerase II cis-regulatory region sequence-specific DNA binding. Gene Ontology annotation, biological process: positive regulation of transcription by RNA polymerase II; negative regulation of transcription by RNA polymerase II; cell differentiation. The record is from RefSeq and is a predicted model, not a curated record.